Merops nubicus (carmine bee-eater) is the source of this 1185-nucleotide messenger RNA. RefSeq names its product rho guanine nucleotide exchange factor 18-like. The annotation marks the transcript as partial. The transcript is spliced from 6 exons. NCBI's taxonomy places the organism in Eukaryota, Metazoa, Chordata, Aves, Coraciiformes, Meropidae. The record is from RefSeq and is a predicted model, not a curated record.
AGUGAUGUCACAAGGCUGGAUGACAGCAGUAGUUUUCAGCCCACCAUAGAGUCUCAGCUUGUCCAAAGGAUACAAACACUGUUACAGUUGCUCUUCAGUCUUCAGGCAGUGAUAUCUCAGCAGGACAGCUACAUUGAGGUGCAACGAGCCACCAUGGUGGACCGGGAGAAGCAAUACCGGCUGCAGUCGACACGAGGCAACCUGCUGCUGGAGCAGGAGAAGCAGCGGAACUUCGAGAAGCAGAGGGAAGAGCUGAUGAACGUCCAGAAGCUGCAGAGCCAGCUGAAGCUGGAGCAGCAGCGCCUGGAGCGGGAGAGGAGCCGGCAGCAGAGGGAAUUCGAGAGCACGGAGGCGCGGCUGCAGGAGCGCGAAGAGGAGACGCGGCAGCUGAGGGAGAAGCUGACCCAGGAGAGGGAGGAACUGGAGAGGCAGAGGGAGGCCUAUCAGCAUGACCUGGAGAGACUGCGGGAGGCCCAGAGGGCAGUCGAGAAGGAGAAGGAGCGUCUGGAUCAGCUGAGGAAGCUGAAGAAGCAGAACACAGUGUCGGGCACCUUCUCCCCGGAAAUGGCACAGAGCCAGCUGCUAAGUCAUUCUGUCAGCUUCAAUGGCGAGGGGCUGGAGCCUUCCCUGCCCACCCUGAAGACCUCGGUGCGAGUGAGCGUCUCGGGGCUGGACUACCUGGAGCGGCCGGACUUGGUUCGCAGGGACAGUGCCAGCCUGGAGAGUCGCCCGGCCCUUGCCCUGAAGAAUGAAGUGCCAAUACACCUCCUGAGCGCCACCAACCAGAUCCAGAAACCAGCUGCAGUCCAGCAGCAGAUUCCCACCAAGCUGGCAACUUUUACAAAAGGAAGCAAAGACAAAAGUGGGAAGAACAAAGCCUCGCACAGGACGGACAGUUCAGCCUCUGUUGACCAGAAGCAGCUGCUGCCCCCCAGGCUUGUGGGGCGAGAGGAGGGGGUGCUGAGGGGCAGGCGGUCCGCGAGUCCCGUCCUCCCAGGCAGCCAGACCACUGCAUUCCAGCCAGAAUUUUAUGGCCCAGCAGAUGCUCAGCCAGAAGCACCUUCAUCUGCCUCAGCGAACCUAUUCAAGCCCAAUAACGUUCCCACUCAGCCCCUGGUGCCCUCUCAGCCAAGUCUGUUAAAUGUCCAGGAUGAUACCAGCAAAGAAGAUGUAAUUUUCUUCUAA